This is a messenger RNA of Cuscuta campestris, 1872 nucleotides long. Lineage: Eukaryota; Viridiplantae; Streptophyta; Magnoliopsida; Solanales; Convolvulaceae. The record is from the annotation of a GenBank genome assembly.
GAACGGCAUUGACGUUGCUAAAGAUGGCGACAUUGGCGCUUUGAAGACGUAUUCUAAAGACUUAGUAGCCACCCUCCCAUCGAUGGGUGUGUUUGACCAUCGAUGGGAUGGCAGCCUUGUUUUUCCCCUUCGCUUUCCAGUCUCGACCUUCCCAUCGAUGGGAAGUUCCACCCAUCGCUGGGAAGCCUACUGCAAACUCAAAUUUUUUAACCGUUGGUCACCAAAUUUAUGGCCCAACAGUCACUUUUUUCAAAUUCAAACGGUUUUCUCACCUUUCACUAUAUAUAUCCUUCAUCUCUACUCAUUUUAACACACCUUUUUCACUUCAAAAUCUCCUCUAUUACAUAUUUCUUCAUCAUUUUGCUUCAAUCAUGGCCGGAGGAAAGAAGACAAAGGCUUCCAAGAAGAAGGGCAACGCCGAAGCUACGACCUCUGCGCCCCAGCCGUUUCCGUACCUGGACGGAUCCUUCUUGGAGUUCGGGUCGGAGGAGGAACUCAACCGGUUCCUCACGCACUUUGCCAAGCGUCCCAUUUCUCCGCCUAGGGUGCUGCCCGAGUUGUACCCUCAACAAAAGGGGUACCACGACCUCGACAAUCAGCCUCAAGCAUCGGGUCUGAGGUCGUUCGUCUCCAGGAGUCGCUCGAGCUUCAAUCCCGCCUUUGUGCGAGCCUUCUACUCCAAUCUCCGCCGGGACGGGGACACCAUUCGCAGUAGCAUCAAUCUCUACGACAUAGAGAUUGAUUUGGCUACCUUCGCUCGGGUCGCAGGGCUGCCCACCCGCGGUGACGACAUCGCAACAUAUGGCGGAGAUGAUUGGAUCCUCAACAACGAGGCGGUGGUCAUCCGAGAGCUUGGGAUCACCAACCUCAUCCGUCACAGCGGCGCACCAACAAUCCACUCAGCCUCGCCGGAGAAGCGUCUUCUUCUCUACAUCCUCACCCGGAUUCUUCGCCCCCGGGACGGUAGCCACACAUGUCUCUUCAACGAGGAUCUCAAGGCGGUUCAUGCUAUCACCCACGGCGCCUCGAUCAAUUGGGCAAAAUACGUCAUGAUUCACAUGGCGGAGUGCGCUUCCAUCGCCACUGAGCAGAGCUUGCCAUACGCCUUCCUCGUCAUGGACCUCAUCAUCUCCGCCGACAUCUCCAUCGCCGGCCCGGAUACGAAGAUGACAAAGAUUUGGAUAAUUCAAGACAACACCUUCCGGAAGAAGUCCGGAGACCGGGACGGUGCAGGCCCAAGUCGUGCACCAGCCCCCGCUCCCGCCAAGCCCUCUUUACAAUCCAUAGCCGAUACUCUGAAUCGGCUAACCCUCACAGUGGAUGGCAUGGGGCAGUCAAUCGAGCGGAUGGACUGGACGCUGCAACGCCAACACCACGACAUGACGGCGUUCUUUCGCGGCAUCAACUACAUCCCGCCGCCCUUUGACAGCACCUUCCUCGACCAAAACUAUGAAGGCGAGGAUGAGGAGGAUAACUCCUAUGCUCCAUCCUCCUCCCCCGACGAGGCUAUUUGAAGAUGCGGUCGACGGCGAUCCCAUGGACGUCGAGGACGACGAGGAUGACGACGAGGACGCCGAUGCUUAGACUUUUCCUUUCUCUUCUUCCUAUGAUUGUAUUUCUUAUUUUUUCCCAUUCCGUUGUAUUCCGCAUUUCCCUUUUUCAUGAAUAAAAGUUUACUUUUACAAUUCUAAAGUUUACUUUUCAUUCUUUUUGUUAAUGUCAAAAGGGGGAAGAUACUAAGGUUUUGAUAAUGCCAAACCGCCGUGAUCAAGUCGAACAUUGAAUAUACAAGGCGAAGAACGAAGAUAAGAGCAAGAGCUAAACGAAGACCAAGAACGAAGACCUUAAUCAUAGUAUUGAGUCGGUCUUUAU